AUGUAUAUCCAUCCCAAUAAGAAACGGCAUGUUGUUGAAGAUUUUGAAUAUUGUAGAAAAACGAACGUCUUGGGGUUAUACUUACUUUGCCAAACUGUGCCAGAGUAUUUUCAGCAGGAAUUUGUUGUUCUUCAUCGAACGAGUGGUAAAGUGAUUGAAUUUAUGCAAAAUACAGUUGUGAAACAUUAUCCUUCAGUGGAUUCUGUCAUGAACCUUAAGACCCUUUAUGAUGAAAUGGCCAAGCAUCAAGAAGCAUUGUGUUGUGUUUUGACUGCCCUUAAGUCCAUAGAUCGAGACAGUUGGUUCAUUAUUGAUUUUGAUGAUGCAUGCCAUGCUCCUUCAAAUAUUCCUAACACACAAUUAGCUAAAGAAAGUCAUGCACCUGAGAUUUUUGAAUUCCAUCACAAUGAGAAUGUUGAUAUUUGGUCUGUUGGGUAUUUGAUUCAGACAGCCUCUGUUGAGCUUCAAGGAUUGGAUGAAUUGAAGUUUAUGCAAGAAUGA
Entrophospora sp. SA101 is the source of this 501-nucleotide messenger RNA. Lineage: Eukaryota; Fungi; Glomeromycota; Glomeromycetes; Entrophosporales; Entrophosporaceae. The record is from the annotation of a GenBank genome assembly.